AUAUGUAUGUGUAGCAUAAACAGUGUGAACGACAGAUGUUAUUGAACACAAUUGACUGAAAUGUCAAACCGCGCUUCUAAAAACUUGAAAAAAUGUGAAAAUUUUGAAAAUUGACUGAAUUUUUUUUCCGAAGAAUCGAGUUCAACCAACGACAUUCAAGUAUAAAAGACAUUUUAAAAAUGUCCGAUUCCGAAAAAACGACCGUUUUUUCACCAAACGUUCAAAUUAAAAUCAAUAAAUGGAAAGUGCGCGAAGGUUUUCAGGUUAAUAACAAUCAAUUAAUAUUGUUGUAUGAAUUGACAAGCGGCAACGAUACCGAAAUAAGGCGCCUAAAAUCGACCAAAUGUGGCGUUGUAAAAAAGCGUUUCUACAAAGAGGGUGAUAUUGUCGAGGCCGAAAAGCCUCUGCUAGAGCUGAGCGACUGUAUUCAUGCAACCGUGAUCAAAGAUAUGUGCGCUGAUUGUGGCGCUGAUCUACGUCAAGAUGAUAACAAUGCACAAACAGAAGCAUCCGUUCCGAUGGUGCAUUCAGUUCCUGAACUCAAAGUAUCACAUGAAUUAGCUCAAGAGCUGGGAAAAGCCGAUACAGUUCGCUUAUUGCAAGACAGAAAGCUGGUGCUGUUGGUUGACUUGGAUCAAACGGUUAUUCACACAACAAACGAUAACGUUCCAAACAAUCUCAAAGGUGUCUAUCACUUUCAAUUGUAUGGACCAAACUCACCGUGGUAUCACACACGAUUGCGACCGGGCACCUUUCAAUUUCUCGAGAAUAUUGCAUCAUACUUUGAACUACACAUUUGUACGUUUGGUGCAAGAAAUUAUGCUCAUACGAUUGCACAAUUUUUAGAUGAAGACGGAAAGUAUUUCUCACAUCGUAUUUUAUCAAGGGACGAAUGUCUCAGCGUCACAUAUAAAACCGAUAAUUUAAGAGCUCUGUUUCCGUGUGGCGAUUCGAUGGUUUGCAUUAUUGAUGACCGUGAAGAUGUCUGGAAUAUGGCAACGAAUUUGAUUCAAGUCAAGCCUUAUCACUUUUUCCAGCAUACGGGCGAUAUCAAUGCACCGCCUGGUAUGUCAAAACAUGAACUUGAUGGAAAAGGUGUUGAUUUUGGAGACUUCAAUAAAAACAAAGCAUUCAAUACUCAAAAGAGAAAUGAAUCAUCCGAAGUGCCGUCAUCUUCUACUGAAUCGGUAGCGGGCUGUUUCGAUGGAGCUGAUCAACCAAAAGAGAGUUGUAAAUCUGCCGAUUCAACAACAGAAGAAAACGUCGAAAAGGUCGAAAAGGUCGACAUAGACAAAGAGGAACCUCCAGCCGAAAAGUCUAAUGAUGAAGCUACCUGUGGUAGUUCAGAAGACAAAGACAAAGACAAAGAAGAAGACAAAGAUGAAGACAAACCCGAACCAGAACCUAGUGAAAUCGAAGACCAAAAAUUGGAUUCAGAUAGCACAAGUAAAUUAAGCACACACGAAGAAAAUAGCGGUGGUGAUGAUAUACUGAUCGAUGUCGAAGAUCCGGACGACUAUCUACUUUAUCUUGAGUCCAUUCUAAUUAAAAUUCAUUCGAGGUUCUAUACGCAUUAUGAUGAAACCAAACAGAUACCUGAUCUGAAAACUCUGCUGCCGAAGAUCCGUAGUGAAGUGUUGAUGGGUAAAACGUUGGUAUUUUCGGGACUAGUACCGACACAAAUCAAAUUGGAAAAGAGCAAAGCGUAUCUUAUUGCACGAAGUCUAGGCGCGAAUGUAACACAACAGUUGACGGAUGAAACAACACAUUUGGUGGCCUCAACGCCUGGUACAUUCAAAGUGAAUGCCGCACGAAAAAUGUCGAAAAUUCACAUCGUUUCGCCAGAUUGGUUAUGGACGUGUGCGGAAAGAUGGGAGUGCGUCGAAGAGAAGCUAUUCCCUUUGGAUUCAAGAAAAGCCUUCAAAACAAGACAACCACCGGCGCAUUGUCACAGUCCAGAACACGUGGUGAAUUACAGUAAUUUAAAUGAUGCAGAUGUCUCGAGCUCAGAACAAUCAACAUCAAACGCAUUACCACCCAAGUUUAUGGAUACGAUCAACCCAUUUUUGAUGUUCUCACAGGGCGAUUUAGAGGCAAUGAAUGAAGAUGUAAAUGAAUUAAUUGAAUCAGACUCAAGUGAUGAGUCGAUUGACUUAGAAAAUCCACCACUGAAUAAGGAUCUCCGAAAAAGGAAGCGCGAAGAAGAAGACGAGGAAAGAAAGCGAAAGAUUUUUCAGCCUGAUGCUAGUGAAGAGCAGCCAGAGUGCGACAAAGAGUCGAAUUCGUCGGUCAGCUCAAAUAAAAGUGACACCGAUGACGAUUCUCCAGUGGAUAAGUUUCGACGUGGUUGUGAUUUACCUUCGGAUUUAGAUAUGGGCGACAACAGUGCAGACUCAUCAAAUAACGAAGGUUUUGAAGAUGAUGGAGAUUGGAAUAUGAUGGGAGCGGCACUUGAACGGGAAUUUUUAGGAUUAGACUGAUAGCGCGUAUCGCCUCGGACUUUAUCGAUUUUAGAUUGUAGAACAAACAAAAACGUUACGUUGGCUUAUGCCUUUGUUUGUGCAACAAAUAAAAAUUGGCAAUCGUUUCAACUUCAAAUCAUCCAGUCAAUUCAACCAUUCAUUCAUCUAUCAUUAAUUUAUUCAUUAAGUUUACUUGAAUGAAUGCUGUGUAAAUAAGCGUUUUGAUGGCGUUUUCGAAAAAUUGGUCGCAGUAUCGGCCCCCCAGCAAUUGAAGCGAUGUAAUUUAGAGAAAUAAAUAGCAUAUCUUUUUUUUAUUGAAAAAA
Messenger RNA from Sitodiplosis mosellana (orange wheat blossom midge), 2785 nucleotides. It is a transcript of the gene Fcp1, whose product is annotated as RNA polymerase II subunit A C-terminal domain phosphatase. Lineage: Eukaryota; Metazoa; Arthropoda; Insecta; Diptera; Cecidomyiidae. The transcript is spliced from 7 exons. Gene Ontology annotation, molecular function: RNA polymerase II CTD heptapeptide repeat phosphatase activity. Gene Ontology annotation, cellular component: nucleus. The coding region runs from base 180 to 2480 and encodes 766 amino acids. The record is from RefSeq and is a predicted model, not a curated record.